Molecule: messenger RNA, 1173 nt
Organism: Fusarium vanettenii 77-13-4
Lineage: Eukaryota; Fungi; Ascomycota; Sordariomycetes; Hypocreales; Nectriaceae
Exons: 4
Coding region: 1-1173 (390 amino acids)
Biological process (GO): regulation of transcription by RNA polymerase II
Molecular function (GO): DNA-binding transcription activator activity, RNA polymerase II-specific; zinc ion binding
Source: RefSeq, a predicted model, not a curated record
AUGUCGAGCCGAAGAACUCACACCAAGUCAAGAACCGGCUGCAUAAACUGUAAGCGCCGUAAAGUAAAGGUAUACCUGAUGUUGACGACUCAUAGUGUGAUGAAGCUCGUCCUUCAUGCUUCCAUUGCAAAAGACAUGGCGUUCCCUGUAGCCUAUCCCUCCAUCUUUGUCAACCUGAGCCAUCCCAGUCCUUCAGAUCAGAUGGCUCCAUUCCCUCCACAGGAACUCUGGGCCCGUGACUGCGAGCUCAUGCACCACUACUGCACCGUCACCUCCAGCACACUAUCCAUCCGUGAGGACAUGAUACAUGUCUGGAACGUCGCUAUUCCCCGGUUAGGCUAUCAGAGUCCCUUUGUCAUGCAUGGAAUACUUGCCAUUGCUGCUGCCCAGAAAGCCUAUCUCAUCCCCUCCAGUCGGAGGAUAUACCUACCCCUGGCCGACUAUCAUCAAACACUUGGCUCCGAGGGUUAUCGCCAUCAACUACAGACAUUUGACUUGUCAAAUUGGAUGCCUGUAUUUGGCUUUGCCUCUGUCGUGGUCCUGCACAUGCUGACUCUCCCAACACGCAUGGAGAACCACACACUCGAGUCUCCCCUCACGAAUCUUCUUGAACUCGCCAGCCUCCUGAGAGGCAUCAAGACCACACUGCAGCCGAUCAUAUCUCGAGUUGUGAGGACAGAGUUUGCUCCAGUUGUCUAUGGUGUCUGGCUUCUCGAGUCUGAUGAAAAGUCAGAACCCUGCCCGUCUCUCGACAAUUCCCUUCUGCCAACAGAUACCUGGGACGCCCUUAAAAGACUUCGCGAUUUUCAAGAGGCCGAUAUCCCCUCGGGCGGCGUCAGCCAUUACACACACGCCGUCGGGCAAUUGGAAAUUUCUGCAAAGCUUUUCGCCUUUGCUGGCUUGUAUGCAGAAGCAGGAGCCUCCCUCUUCUGGCUGUAUACCAUUGAUGACAGUAUCUUUAUCGACCUUGAUGCCCAAAGGCCUCACGCACUCCUUCUCUUUGCCCACUUCCUCGUCCAUAUGGCAGCCCUCGAGAGAAGCUUUUGGUACGUGAGGGGUUGGGCCCGACAGACAAUGGUCAAGAUAGAGGAAGGGUUGAUUGGUCAGCCAAAGUUCCAAGAGUUGCUUCAAUGGCCCAAGGCAAGGAUUGCCGAGGCACUCGCAUUGACGUAG